This is a messenger RNA of Linderina pennispora, 1073 nucleotides long. RefSeq lists its product as uncharacterized. The record is from RefSeq and is a predicted model, not a curated record. Lineage: Eukaryota; Fungi; Kickxellomycota; Kickxellomycetes; Kickxellales; Kickxellaceae. Bases 136 to 948 code for a protein of 270 amino acids. The transcript has a single exon.
GCAGCAGCCCUUGCUCAAAGCGCAAGCCCCAGGGGACAGCUAGACGUGGCCCCUAUCUCUUCUUGUCGGCCUGCUCUCUUGCAUUUGUGUACAUUUCUUAAGAAAAUUGCAUACUUGUUUACUUUAUUUCUACCAAUGCAUGGCAAAAGGCAGAAUCGCCGCCACCAAGCACAACAGCGUGCAGCCUUCAGCGUCUUUGUCGACCCAGAAGCAUUGCCCGCAGCCUCAACACAAACCCCAAACCGCACGGUGUUGCAGCAGGCAAGCGUGAGCAACAAAAAGGUGUUGAAGCUCUCACCUAUGUCGCAGGUAGCUGCGGAAAAGGAAAACUUUGACCUGGUCCGCAAGCACCUGGCCCAGCCAUACAAGCCUGGAGCCACUGCCAAAGCAGCACAGAGAAAGCCGCUCAUCGCCAAACCGGCACAGAACAAGCAGAGCACAGCUGGUGACGCAAAGGCAUCAAAGGAGGAUCCUUUCAAAACGCCAACACGCAAGCCGCAGCACAGCUUGCUUCUGGCUGCACCGCCCAAUGCUAAACUAGAGAAGAAGAAGGAGACACUGAGCUCGCCAACACCAACCGACAACGUCACCGGGACUGUGCGGUUCCGGCAAGUGAACAAGCCUGCCAUUGAUGACUUGGUACAGCUCCUGGGCGAUGUGGGGCUGAAUAGCAAAGCGAUGAACUCCGUUGUGGAUCUGUCGCCUGUGCCAAAGAGGACUGCGGGCAGAUCAUUGCUGCAGCUCACACUUCCGCCGCCACGGCUGCCGCGUGCAAUGACUAGCGAGCCAGCAGCCAGGGUACUGUUUGCUGAGUCGUUGGCAAGAGCACAGGAUCAUGUUGUAGUGCAAAAGAAUGCGGUGGCCAAAAGCGGUUCUCGCAAGGCAAAGAAUGUGCAUGCUGUGGUCGGCAUGUCUACACCGCCAGACAUGAGGCAGGCCAUCCGCUAGUGUUAAUUGUUGUUAUAGUAACUGAGUAAAUGGAUCUAGAAGCCCACACAGGAUAGGAAUCUACUUGCGGCGCCAGACUGAAAUGAUUUCCUUGCCGACGCGGUCGUCGUGAGUCUUGCACUGUG